AUGGUCUCAAUGGUCGAGGCCGGGGCCCUGAAUGACAAUGACCUUUCCAUGGACGCCGUCGUCCCCAAAACAGAGCCCGCCCAGGAUGGCCACGGCUCGAUGAGCUCGUCCGUGUCGACCCCAGAGCCUGAGGAGCAGCCGCUGGCCCAGGAUGCAGCUCAGACGCAGAAGAGAAAGGGAGGGAGGAAACCGAUCUAUGCGACGUCGGAAGAACGCAAGCAGAGGAACCGACAGGCUCAAGCGGCCUUUCGAGAACGACGUACCGAGUACAUCAAGCAGCUCGAGUCCACGAUCAAGCGGAACGAGGACUCUCUACAGUCGUUACAGCAGAGCCACAGAACUGCUGCCGAUGAGUGUCUGAUGUUGCGAUACAAGAAUUCGCUGCUCGAGCGAAUCCUUCUCGAGAAAGGCGUCGAUGUGCAGGCAGAACUGCGACUCAAGACGGGCAACUCGACGACAAUCCCUCCAGCCAAACCCGGCAACCCCCUCGCACCCAAACAAUCGUCGCCUCUCGAACGCGCUGCCAUUAGCAGGACAUCGGCCCAACGUCAUGGCUCUGGGAGCAUUGCCCCCAAGCCCGACCAGCCCGGAGUCGCUCAGCAACGCGAAGGCGCCUACAACACAACCUCCCCUCAACCUCAGCAAACUCCGUCAUCGCAUGUGUCGUCGCCGUCGACGGGCAAGUCGCCUGGCUUCGCCUUGCAAGGUGCAAUGUCGCCGAAAACUACAGACUUUUCAGCGCAACAACAGCGUGCUCGACCGCCCUUGUUGCCACAGCCGAGGGACUUUUCGCAGCAGCAACACGCAAUGGGCAUUCCUCAGGUAGGAUCCAUGGACCCAUACGGCGCCGCAACACAGUCUAUGAUGCCCGGCAAUACAAUGGCCUCGCGCAUGCCUGCCUAUUAUCCUACGCCAUUUCAAAAGCAUUACGACCAAUUAGAACAAGAGUACGACGCCCAGGCUGAUAUGCUCGACGACGCCGAUCCGACGGAAAACGGCCACGACGCCAGUACCUAUGUUCACGACUUCAACCGACCCCCCGUCCCAUCCGACCAAAACCGGAUGAGUUUGUCCAGCGCAUCGGCUCUGCAGGCAGGCGAUGUCGAUCACGGAAUGUACGGCACCGGGGGCUCGCUCUUUGGCCAAUACGAGCCCGUGUUGGACAGCGACACGUUUGGGCUGGGAGCCAGCAUGCACUUUCAGACUCCGUACAGCUACGAGCAGGAGAAUCUCCGCCAUUAA
Molecule: messenger RNA, 1242 nt
Organism: Talaromyces rugulosus
Lineage: Eukaryota; Fungi; Ascomycota; Eurotiomycetes; Eurotiales; Trichocomaceae
Exons: 4
Coding region: 1-1242 (413 amino acids)
Cellular component (GO): RNA polymerase II transcription regulator complex
Molecular function (GO): transcription cis-regulatory region binding; DNA-binding transcription activator activity, RNA polymerase II-specific
Source: RefSeq, a predicted model, not a curated record